AUGGCAGCGGAGCUCACCUCCACCAAACUCAAUGCGGAGAAUCAGCUUCUUCUGGACCAACCUCUUCUUCGGCUACCGCAUGAACUCGCGCGACGAAACUUUAAAUCGGUACAGCGACUCGUUGAGCGUGAAAGAGAACAUGUCCUUCCCGCACUUAAAGAAACGGCGAAUGCAUCGCUGUCCAACAACCAGACGCCCGAUCAGACACUUGCCGCACUCGACGCCAUGAUAUCCCGUAUGCAGGGCCUGAAGCGAAAGAUGGAGAACCUACACCAGGAAGAGCGGAGGAUUCAUGACCAGUCGAAGAAACGCAUACAGCAUCUGGAGAGUCUCCACAAAAUCCCGAGCCUUGCCGACGUCAAGUAUGACCAGUGGUCCAGGGUUCGCUUAGACAGGCUCGUCGUGGAUCACAUGUUGCGUUCGGGAUACACGGAAAGUGCUCAACAAUUAGCCCACGAAAAAGACAUCGAAGACCUGGUCGAUCUCAAUGUGUUCGUGCAGUGCCAACGGAUUGCCGAGAGUCUGCGCCGUGGGGUGACCAAGGACGCUCUGCAGUGGUGCAGCGAAAAUAAGGCCGCCUUGAAGAAAAGCCAGUACAACCUGGAGUUUGAGUUACGCAUGCAGCAGUACAUUGAAAUGCUUAGGUCCGGGAACAAAGAGAAGGUUGUCGAGGCGAUGAUGCAUGCACAAAAAUACCUGUCAUCUUAUGUUGAGACACAGUCGGCUGAAAUCCAUCGGGCUGCGGGUCUUCUCGCUUUCCCCCGGGAUACUAAAGCUGAGCCGUACAAGUCGAUGUAUUCUUUCGAUCGAUGGACUCACCUGUCUGAUCUGUUCGUUCGCACCCAUCAUGAACUCCUUUCUUUGCCUUCGCGGCCCUUGCUACACAUCGCCCUAUCGGCGGGGCUCUCGGCUUUGAAAACCCCGUCAUGCCACUCUGCCUACACUUCUUCAAGCUCCAAUUCUUUGUCCACUACGACGUCGGUGUGCCCAAUUUGUUCAACCGAGUUGAACGAACUAGCGCGAAAAAUGCCAUACGCCCACCACGCCAAGAGUUACGUGGAGAGCGAUCCAAUUGUUCUGCCUAAUGGUAGAAUUUAUGGCCAGCAACGACUGCUGGAAAUGAGCAAGAAGGUUGGAUGUGUUGAAGCAGGCAAGGUCAAAGACCCAACCACUGGGGAAGUCUUCGAGGAAAGAGAGAUGAAAAAGGUUUAUAUCAUGUAA
This is a messenger RNA of Aspergillus affinis, 1221 nucleotides long. Its product is annotated as FYV10 family protein. Gene Ontology annotation, molecular function: protein binding; ubiquitin protein ligase activity. The record is from RefSeq and is a predicted model, not a curated record. Lineage: Eukaryota; Fungi; Ascomycota; Eurotiomycetes; Eurotiales; Aspergillaceae. Gene Ontology annotation, biological process: proteasome-mediated ubiquitin-dependent protein catabolic process. Bases 1 to 1221 code for a protein of 406 amino acids. Gene Ontology annotation, cellular component: cytoplasm; GID complex; nucleus. The transcript is spliced from 4 exons.